AUGUCAGCAGAUACGACAGAACAUCAAGACGAAGGUUUUCUUCGUGGGUAUAAACCACGUUCCUAUCCAGCACAGCAACAGCCUAGAACACCUUCACCUGCUCCUCGUUAUAAUAGCACUCGUCCUAGUUAUAAUAAUCGUACAACAUCUACCAACGCAGACCACAGCAACAACAAAGAUGAGUUUUCUUCAUCCAUUUCAUGGCCCAUCAUCUUGGCUGUGAUUCCAACAUUGGGUGCCUUUGUGGCAGGUAGUGCUGAAGUGUGGAGCGACUUUAUCAUGAUACUCUUGAUCUUGUAUUAUGUAUAUAAAUGGAUAACAGUGCCAUGGUCCUAUUACGAAAGCGCCAGAUCACGACGCAUGAUUCACCAAUACGCUGCUCACCAUCAACAACAACAGCAACACAUGGACUCUAAAAGAAAAGAAUAUGCUAUGAAGCGUAAAGCUUCCGUUGAAGAAGAGUUAAGGAGGCAUGAACUGAUAGGUUUGGCUUGGGUCAUCAUGUCACCUGCAGUUGCCGGCUAUACACUACAAUACAGCCGAUAUUUUCUAAGCAAUUACGAAAAGUACAUGAGUACCUUUAAUGUUACUGUAUUUGUAUUAGCUGCGACAUUAAAGCCGUUGGUACAUGUCAUGGCUCUACUACGGGAAAGAACGCUGUUCUUACAGAGCGAAAUACAAGUCGAUGAAACAGAAAUCGAAGUACUGCAAAAGAAGAUUGAAAUGAUGGAAGAUGAAAUGGAUGGGCUGAGAAAGGCGUUUGCAACCAAGCGGGAUCUUGGACAGGUUGCUCAGGGUAUUGCACCAAGUAUUCAGCAAUUGAGCAAAGCAAUGAAACGAUUUGAAAAGAAGGAAACGUCGCUUCGUUCAUGGUCAGAGGAGAGAUUUACAGAAAUCGACCAAAAAGUACAAGACUUUGAUCAAUUCAUAUGCUACAGUAUCGAGCAAGAUCAACGUAAAUCAGCACAACGUGUAUUAGUGACACUCAUGUUCUUGCCCAUGAAUGUGUGUUUCUGGGCAGCUAGAAGAAUGACAGGAUUGCUACCUAUCCCUAGAGCUUUAUUAAAUCUAACCACCUCACCGCCUGGAAUCAAGACGAGAACAGCUAGACAUUUAACACACACAGAUCUAACGGGUGUGUAUCGUGAUACUAGUGGUGUCAAUAGGAGUACCACGGUCAGAGGUCCUUCUGAAGUGAGUAGUUCGGGUGAGGAACCGGCAUUCGGUGUUGGCGCUGCUGGGAUGAGUGGUGUGAGAUCAUCUUGA
Molecule: messenger RNA, 1266 nt
Organism: Mucor velutinosus
Lineage: Eukaryota; Fungi; Mucoromycota; Mucoromycetes; Mucorales; Mucoraceae
Exons: 3
Coding region: 1-1266 (421 amino acids)
Source: RefSeq, a predicted model, not a curated record